AUGUGCCCUCUCCCCAGGCCGCUGACUGACGCCUGGACUGAAGAUGGAAGCCCGGACCACCUGCCUGAAGUCGGCAUGAAUGUUUCUGCAGGCAACUCCAGCUCGGGGUCGUGGCUCUGGCCGGCGCUGAUCACCCUGCCUGCUGCCCUGGUGUCGCUGGCCACAGUGGUGGGCAACGCCCUGGUGCUGCUCUGCUUCUGGGCCAACCCUCGGCUGCGGACGGCCUCCAACUCCUUCCUGCUAAGCCUGGCCUUCGCCGACCUGCUGAUCGGUGCCGUCUCCAUGAACCUCUUCACCGUGUACGUGGCAGUCGGCAGCUGGCCGCUAGGGCCGGCCACCUGCGACCUGUGGCUGGUGCUGGACUACGUGGUCAGCAAUGCCUCGGUGCUCAACCUGCUGGCCAUCUGCCUGGACCGCUACCUGGCCGUCAGCCAGCCGCUGCGGUGGCUGGCCCAGCGCACGGCCAGGCGGGCCGGGGCCAUGAUUGCACUGGCCUGGGCCGUCUCCCUGCUGCUGUGGGGCCCCGCCAUCGUCUGCUGGCCUUACCUGGAGGGGAGGCGGACAGUGAGGCCUGACCGCUGCUACGUCCAGUUCCUGGCCGUGCCCCUGGUCGCCUUGGGCACGGCCGCCGCUGCCUUCUACCUGCCCGCCACCGCCAUGUGCGUCCUGUACUGUCAGGUGUACAGCCGGGCGGCGGAGCGUGGCCUGUUGCCGGGCCCGGAGCAGCCGAGGGCCCGGAGUUGUUGUUGCCGCCGCCGCCAGCUGAGGGAAGGCCUGGAGAUGGAGGAGAGCUCCAGCCCGGCCCUCAGCCCCCGAGGGCCCGAGGCCAAGGGCAGGCCGCUAGUGAGGGAGAAGAAGGCGGCCCGGACCCUCUGUGCCAUCCUGCUGGCCUUCAUAGUCACCUGGACCCCUUACAACAUCAUGGUGCUGGUGUCAGCCUUCUGCCGAGGCUGCAUCCCUGGCCACCUCUGGCAGCUCGGCUACUGGCUCUGCUACAUCAACAGCACCGUCAACCCCGUCUGCUACGCCCUGUGCAACCGGGACUUCAGGACCACCUUCAGGAUGCUGCUGGUAUGCCGCUGGGACUGGAGGAAGUGGCCUCAGGCGAGGAAAGGCUCGUGUCCGUGA
Pristis pectinata (smalltooth sawfish) is the source of this 1128-nucleotide messenger RNA. Its product is annotated as muscarinic acetylcholine receptor M5-like. Gene Ontology annotation, cellular component: synapse; dendrite; plasma membrane. The record is from RefSeq and is a predicted model, not a curated record. Gene Ontology annotation, molecular function: G protein-coupled serotonin receptor activity; G protein-coupled acetylcholine receptor activity. Lineage: Eukaryota; Metazoa; Chordata; Chondrichthyes; Rhinopristiformes; Pristidae. The transcript has a single exon. Gene Ontology annotation, biological process: adenylate cyclase-inhibiting G protein-coupled acetylcholine receptor signaling pathway; G protein-coupled receptor signaling pathway, coupled to cyclic nucleotide second messenger; chemical synaptic transmission. Bases 1 to 1128 code for a protein of 375 amino acids.